AUGCUGUCGAUCCAUUGGCACGGCCUCCAAUCUGUGAUGAAUCGCCAGGCAUCUCACCUGCGACACCAAAGCUCAGCUAUCACGAACUGCUCUUCUCAUCCCAUUAUCACUAGCUUAUCGCAACGCAUAUGUCUUGCAGGAACGGCUCCAACACCCCGUUUGGCUUACACUGAACACAUGUUCACAUCUGGCGCACUGGCCGCCACUCCAGCACCGGCUUUCGUCGGCUAUUUCGUGACGCUGUUGCCAGUUGUGUCGCUGCUGGAAACCACGUCAGAAUGCAGGCCGUACCUCAAGAAUAUAAACGUUGUCAACGUCGUCAACGUAUCGAGGAUGAAUUCAAAUACCUCUUGCAAUCAUUGCCAGCGCAAAAUUGUACACGUGUAUGCACUCGAAAGGUGGUGGAACGAGCGAGACCCAGAGAACCCUGACCAGACCAGAGGGCAUCGAUUCUUGGAUGAAACGCCUCCAGCGCCCUAUCGAACCUUCCAGGUCAGGUAUCAAAAUGUCUUUACUGGCGAACAGUCCUGCCGCCGUGUCCUUAGCUUGCUUCUCGAACAAGGCUAUCCUCAUCUCAUUGACCGCUUUUACCGCGCAGAUAUUAAUGACAGAUACCUUAUGCGCAGCGAAGAUGAUCACCGUCUCCGCGAAAGCUUACUUGAAGUUCACUCGCGAAAGGAAGUGGAUUGUAUCAUCCAAGACUUCCACAGAGCCAAAUGGGCAUACUGUCCGUUGUAUUUGACCUUAGACAUGGACGUCAACCUACAUGGAACAAAGGUCAUAAUACCUUUCUGUAACAAGAUUAAGCUUUCAGACAAAGGGGGGACUGCUUCAAUAUACUGGGUGGCCGUGCAAAAAGAUCUCGUUACAGACACCGCCCUAACAGAUGCUCUACAAAAGUCACUUUACUGGGACGAUGAGUUUGGAGAGUGUUAUCAGAUGGUUCUCAAGUCGUAUUGUGGAAACAAAAAGAGAGAUUUCGAGCUAGAAAAGGAAGCCUUCUCUGGCCUCGACUCGAAGAAAGGCGUGCCGAUAUUACAAUGUCUGGGUUCCUACACUCAUGAUUAUGGUGAAGGCAAAGAUAUGGGAAAGACCUAUAACCUGUUGCUAGAGUAUGGGGAUCAUGAUCUUUACCAGGCAUGGGCGGAUGAGACCAAUGUUCCUCCCGUGAGAGCUCAGGAGAUUCUCCGAACAUGGGACUCACUCUUCGAAAUUGCCAAGGCUAUUCGUCACAUACACAAUCUUGAAGUUCCACGAGGUGGUAAGAGUGAACCACGGAGAUUCCAUGGCUGGCACGCAGACAUUAAGCCCGAUAACAUUCUCAGCAUACGAAAGAAGUUGAAACUAGCGGAUUUCGGGUUUUCGAGUUUUGCUCCAGUCAUUGAGGGACAUGAUGGCUCAGUCCCAACAGAACUGAUUAGGGGGUUCACUGAUACUUACGGCGCUCCUGAAGUAUUCCGUAUGAGAAACCCAGAUGGAACUUCUUCAGGUGUCUCCCAGUCAAUCGACACCUGGUCAUUCGGCUGUGUACUAUCCGUGGCUGCAACCUGGAUAGUUUUAGGGUUCCAGGGAAUACGCCAAUAUGAACAACUCCGACAACUUGCUCCUGCGAACUGCCAAAACGGAGAAAUCUACGAUCGAUUUCACGACGGCUUCAAUGUUCUUCCGGAGAUAAGGAAAUGGCAUGAUUACCUUAGAGGGCACCUCCGCCCUUCAGACACUACCACAGAGCUAGUGUUAGCUUUGAUAGAGGAUGAGCUACUUCAGGCAGACUUGAAGAAGAGGCCUGACUCUGAGGAACUUUGCAAAAAGCUACAAGAAAUACACACUUCGGCAGAGAAAGGAAUUUCAUGUCUGAAAGGACACUCAAAAGAGACUGACGCUGUAGUGCUCAAGGCACUUUCCGAGAUUGAAGAUAAAGCUCGAAUCCAAAGGGGCUCAGAAAUGAAGUCGAAAUCCUUUCUACAGGUACUCAUACCAGCAAGCGCUAGUCAGAUCAAUCCUCGACAGUGGGCAUCGAUGCAGAUCCGCAAAGAGGAUAUCAUCAAGAGCAAACCUCUGAGUCAAACGCCUUACCGCAAGGAUAUCCUGAGGCAAGAACUAGGAGCAAGGAGCAGCAGUCUCUCUGAAAACAAAGAACAUAUGCUUGACGUUCACAAUGGCGCAGUCACUGAGAGUCCUGGCGAUGACGCGGAUCUGUAUGAGAUACCAUUUACUGGUCGCUCUAAGAAGCCCAGAAAUUCUGAUCUACAGGGGAUUGACCGGCAAAAGUCCGGCACACAAAGCAAUAAGACAGACAGUGAACCUGAUAGCCCAAUAGCCACUCCGUCAACACCAACGUCAACUCAGCGGCGGAACAAGAUUCACGAACAAAACACAUUUGUUCUUGACGUAACUGCACCUACAACGGAGCCCUUUCGUGCACACGGCAAUCUGAAUUCACGCCAAUCAGACAGAGUGAUGGAAGAGACAUGUGAAACCGCUUCGAAAGGGCUUUCUAGUUCGACUGGCAAAUUAGCGUCAACUGUGUCUCCACUUCCGCAGAUCAAUACGCAUAUGGCUCCUCAAUUUCCAUCUUACAUCCUUCAAUUAAAGGCUCCUCGUAACACUGAGCAUUUGGAACUAUCACCUCUAGAACAACAUUCGCAGACGUAUGGUAACAUGCAGAGCACCGUCCCAAGACCGACAACUUCGAGCACUACAAACUCUGCUUAUGCCGACAAACAGGUGUACGAGCCAACAAGCACCUCAACGCUUCGCGCAAAUGACGUCAGGAGCUUCGGUGCAACAUACCCCUUAAAUUUUUUCACCUCUCAUACGACGAAUGAGCACACGAGGGCGCGUUAUCCGAGUGAACAUUCUGACAGAAAUCACGCUGCGAGAAGUCCACGUACAACUAUGUCGCAUGAGACGGUAGACUUCGUUCGAGAACCUCCAACAUCCGUACUGAACCUACCAUACAGCAUAUGUGUCAGAAGAAGAAGACUAGAAAACGAAAAGCAGAGGGGGUUUGCAAAGAUAGCAAGCAAAAUGGGUAAAGAGACUAGGAAGCCAGAUCCUACACUAAAGGACAUGCUCAAAGAUCGUCGUGAACUGAUCUUUGUCAUUGAUAACGGCUGGACGAUGUUCGACCACUGGCCAAUCCUGACCUUUGUCGUCGAAACACUUGCAAUGAACGCUGCAGGUAUCGACAAGACUGGCAUCGACCUUCGCUUCACCGUAGAGGGAUCUCGGCAUAAUGUAAACGAUAUUGUAGGAGAUUACGGGCGGAGGAUGCUAAAAGAAAGGUUACGAGCAGCCUGGCCCGAACCCAAGCCAAAGCCCAGCGCAACAACCGACAUGACCGCCAUCCUCGAAAACAUCUACAAAGAAUGGCACCGCAACCGCCGGCCAGCAACAACCCUCUACGUCUUCACCGACGGCAAAUGGUUCACCGAAAGUCUCACCACCGUCCACCUCGUCGCCCAAAACCCAAACUCCCCCCACGAAAUCAUCCGCAACCCGCCCCCUCUUCACAGAGCCAUCAUGGCCUUCGCCGAACAUGAUCGCAGUAGUACAGGCAAUCGCCACUUCAGCAUCCAAUUCAUCCGCUUCGGCGACGACCCCACCGACAAAGAGCACCUCCGAUGGCUUGACGACCACCUCUGCGAGAGUCACAGGCUCAGAGAUAUCAUCGACCACUGCUCUUGGCGAGCUCCGGUUGACAUGAUAUUCAAAGGCAGCAUCGAAGCCUACUUCGGCGAGAAAGAAUUCGAUGAACCUCCCAUCAUGUACGAAUACAAGGUGCUAGUGGAAAAGUUCGACAGAUUCAACAGGGGCGAAGAGUAUCAAGAGAGUGUUGAAGACGCUACACGCUCAUCAUUCUCUUUUGGAUCCUCGUCUCCCACUCAGCCGCCGUCAUACAUUUCGAGCUCCGGGUCUGCUCCCAAAUAUACAAAACCAAGACUAGGAUUGGCGGAGACACCAAGGUCUCAGACUAAGCGCUUUUCGAUGCUUUCCUAA
This is a messenger RNA of Bipolaris victoriae FI3, 4002 nucleotides long. RefSeq lists its product as hypothetical. Lineage: Eukaryota; Fungi; Ascomycota; Dothideomycetes; Pleosporales; Pleosporaceae. The record is from RefSeq and is a predicted model, not a curated record. Gene Ontology annotation, biological process: peptidyl-serine phosphorylation; peptidyl-threonine phosphorylation. Gene Ontology annotation, molecular function: ATP binding; protein serine/threonine kinase activity. Bases 1 to 4002 code for a protein of 1333 amino acids. The transcript is spliced from 6 exons.